UUCUAUUUCAAGAUUCUAUUAUGUAAUAAUUGAAGCUUACCAAUAUUAGAAUAUUACAUAUGGACCAGGUAGGAUGAAGAAGGUAGGCUGGGAAGAGAGGAUCUGUCCUGAUGAAGUAAUCUAUACAGAAGAAAAGAAAGGCAGCCCUGAAUGUUGGGAUAAGUGACCUUUAAUCCUUAACUUCUGUCAUCCUUAACUUCUGAGAAAUUAUUGGUUACAGAAUAUAGAUUUGAAGAGAAAUGUGUGGAACUGGAAAUAGUGGUUUUUCUUUAAAAGUGAAAUGUUUUUUGAUUGAAUAGGAGAUAUCAAGCUAUUAAAUAUUGGAGAAAUGGCUUUCAUUUGUUUGGAUAUCAGAUGCCUGUGUAUCUUUCUUAUAUACACAACAUGUGACUACGUAUUGUCUUCAGACACCGAGAUAAAAGUUAACCCUCCCCAGGACUUUCAGAUAGUGGAUCCUGGAUAUUUAGGUUAUCUCUAUUUGCAAUGGCUACCACCACUGUCUCUGGAUGAUUUUAAGGAAUGUACAAUAGAAUAUGAAUUGAAAUACCGAAACAUUGAUAGUGAAAGAUGGAAGACCAUCAUUACUAAGAAUCUACAUUACAAAGACGGGUUUGAUCUUAACAAGGGGAUUGAAGCAAAGAUACACGCAGUUUUACCAGGGCAAUGUGCAAAUGGAUCAGAGGUUCAAAGUUCAUGGUCAGAAGCUACUUAUUGGAUAUCACCACAAGGAAAUCUGGAAACUAAAAUUCAGGAUAUGGAUUGUAUAUACUACAACUGGCAAUAUUUACUCUGUUCUUGGAAACCUGGCAUGGGUGUACAUUUGGAUGCCAAUUACAACUUGUUUUACUGGUAUGAGGGCUUGGAUCAUGCAUUACAGUGCGAGGAUUACAUCCAGGCUAAUGGAAAAAAUGUUGGAUGCAGAUUUCCCUAUUUGGAGUCAUCAGACUACACAGAUUUCUAUAUCUGUGUUAAUGGAUCAUCAGAAUCCAAGCCUAUCAGAGCCAGCUAUUUCAUUUUUCAACUUCAGAAUAUAGUUAAACCUUUGCCACCAGACUACCUUAGUCUUACCAUGACAAAUUCAUAUGAAAUUAACCUGAAAUGGAGCUUGCCUAGAGGACCCAUUCCAGCAAAGUGUUUCAUUUAUGAAAUUGAGUUCACAGAAGAUGACACUACCUGGGUGACUACCACAGUUGAAAAUGAAGUGUACAUCACGAGAACAAGAAAUGAAAGCCAACAAUUAUGCUUUAUAGCAAGAAGCAAAUUGAAUAUUUAUUGUGCAGAUGAUGGAAUUUGGAGUGAAUGGAGUGAUGAAUAUUGCUGGCAAGGUGACAAAUGGAAGGAAGCUUUGAUAUUUUUCUUGCUACCAUUAGGUUUUAUCUCAGCAUUAGUUUUCUUUGUAAGUUAUCUGGUUUUGUAUAAGCAAGAAACUAUACCAAAAAUGGGUUUUCAUACAAAAAAGGAAGUUUUUUCUCAUCAAGAGUCACUCUGUUGACUUACCAAUUUCCAGUUAUAUGGACAAAUAUUAAACAUGAGUCUUAUUAAAAUUAAUUUUUUCUUCAAA
Molecule: messenger RNA, 1561 nt
Organism: Microcebus murinus (gray mouse lemur)
Lineage: Eukaryota; Metazoa; Chordata; Mammalia; Primates; Cheirogaleidae
Gene: IL13RA2
Product: interleukin 13 receptor subunit alpha 2
Biological process (GO): cytokine-mediated signaling pathway
Cellular component (GO): external side of plasma membrane; membrane
Molecular function (GO): protein binding; cytokine receptor activity
Source: RefSeq, a predicted model, not a curated record